Molecule: messenger RNA, 1266 nt
Organism: Linum tenue
Lineage: Eukaryota; Viridiplantae; Streptophyta; Magnoliopsida; Malpighiales; Linaceae
Source: the annotation of a GenBank genome assembly
UACCAGCGAGCGCUUGACGACGAGCUCGACAAUCUCCUCGCCCAGCGGAGCGAUCUCGACAAGCAGCUCGUCCACCUCCAGAAAUCGGCCGAGGUUCUCGAGAUUGUCAAGGCCGAUUCUGACUACUGGAGCAGCAAUGUUGGUUCCACCUGCGACCUCGCUGACCACGUCAGCGCCAAGGUUCGGGAGCUGGACCUGGCUCAGUCGCGAGUGAACACUACCGUGCUGCGGAUCGACGCCAUUGUCGAGAGAGGGAAUUGCAUCGACGGAGUGAAGAACGCUCUGGAGUCGGAGGAUUACGAGUCGGCCGCCAAGUAUGUGCAGACGUUCCUUCAGAUUGAUGCCAAGUACAAAGACUCCGGAUCCGAGCAGAGAGAUCAGUUGCUGGCUUCCAAGAAGCAGCUUGAAGGGAUUGUGAGGAAGCGGCUCGCUGCUGCAGUGGAUCAGCGAGAUCAUCCCACGAUUCUGAGGUUCAUUCGGCUGUAUUCGCCUCUGGGAUUGGAGGAGGAAGGGUUGCAGGUUUACGUAGGGUAUUUGAAGAAGGUAAUUUCUAUGAGAUCGCGGCUUGAAUUUGAGCAUUUGGUGGAGUUGAUGGAGCAGGGGCAUGCUCAAAACCAGGUUGAUUUUGUUGGUUGUUUGACUAACUUGUUUAAAGACAUUGUGCUAGCCAUAGAAGAGAACGAUGAAAUAUUGAGGAGUCUCUAUGGAGAAGAUGGGAUUGUUUACGCGAUUUGUGAAUUGCAAGAAGAGUGUGAUUCUAGGGGUUCCCUCAUUUUGAAGAAAUAUAUGGAAUACAGGAAAUUGGCCAAGUUAGCAUCAGAGAUCAAUGCCCAAAACAAGAACUUGCUUGCUGUUGGAGGGCCAGAAGGCCCUGAUCCUAGAGAGGUUGAAUUGUACUUGCAAGAGAUUCUGUCGUUGAUGCAAAUAGGUGAAGAUUACACGGAAUUUAUGGUUUCCAAGAUUAAAGCAUUGAGUUCAGUUGAUCCGGAAUUGGUACCAAGAGCCACAAAGUCUUUCACGAGUGGGAGCUUCAGCAAAGUAGUCCAAGACAUUACUGGCUUUUAUGUGAUCUUUGAAGGGUUCUUUAUGGUUGAAAAUGUUAGGAAAGCCAUUCGGAUUGAUGAGCAAGUACCUGAUAGCCUUACCACUUCGAUGGUGGAUGUUGUGUUCUAUGUUCUGCAGAGUUGCUUGAGAAGAGCAAUUUCCACUUCAAACAUUAGCUCAGUGAUUGCUGUCCUUAGUGGCGCAGGUAGUUUGUUGAGCUGA